AUGGCCUCCCCACGCUCCCUCCCCGAAGCGCGCAACCCGCUCAUCUUGCCCGAGCACACUCCGCCGCUCGAGAUCCUCAUCGAGCGCCGCCGCCUGGGACAGACCAACCUGCAUGUCAAGCCCGGCCAGAUCGGAGUCUCCAAUGCAACCAAGGCCGAGAAUCUCGGCCUGUUCGACUAUGCCCACUUGCGCGUCCCGCUGCCCAAGGACCUCAAGGGCUCCGGCAUCUUCAAUUUGCAGAAGAACCAGGCUUACCCGGAGUCAUACUUUCUGAUGCGCCGCAGCAAUGAUGGCUACAUCAGCGCGACGGGCAUGUUCAAGGCUGCGUUCCCGUGGGCCUCCCUUGCAGAGGAGGAGACGGAGCGCACUCACCACAAGUCGCUGCCAACCGCGGGGGACGAGGAAGUGGCUGGCAACGUCUGGAUCUCUCCCGAAGACGCGCUCUCCCUUGCGGAUGAGUAUGGCAUGAAGGCCUGGGUGGUGGCGCUUGUGGACCCUGCGCCCAUUGAGAAGGGCACCAAGGACAAGGGCUCGCACGAGAUUUCUACUCCGCCCAAGUUCAUCGUUCCGGACAAGAACACGCUCUUCCCUCCGGCAUCGGCGACCACCGUGCGCACGCGCGGCAGGGAGUUGCGCUCCGCAUCACCCAGCAAAUCGACCCCGCGCAAGAUUGCUUCUCCCCGCAAGCCGCGCACUACAAGGAAGAGCGCGAGGGAAGCCCGCGAUGCGACGCCUAGUGCGCUGUCCAAGGAGCUCGAGUCCACCCCUGCACCCUCGGAGCCGACAGAGUCUGUGAAUGGCGAGGGAGCUGCCGCUAGUGUCGAAAAGGUUCGCGUCGAGGUGGAUGAGAUAGUGACGAAGGAGGGCGAGGUUGAAACUACAACGACCGCCGUCAAGAUCGACGUGCCGGCCGAUCAUCCGGACCUGCCGCUUCCCGAGAGCCCUGAGGAAAUGAUCGCAAACGCACGCAAGAUGGUUGAGGAGGCCAACAAGGCCGAGGGCAGCAGGAACGUACAGAAGCGCAAGGCCGAGGACCUGUCGCCUGAAGACAUGGAUGCUGAUGAGACUACCAUGGAGGUGCAGCCUGUCAAGAAAACAAAGGUGCUGGAAGAGGAACUGCGCAAGGAAAGGGUCAGAUCAAAGGCGUUUAUGGGACUAAGCGCAACGUUGGCCAUUGGUGCGAUGAUUCCCUUUUUCCAGAGCCUGCUGUAG
Molecule: messenger RNA, 1212 nt
Organism: Lasiodiplodia theobromae
Lineage: Eukaryota; Fungi; Ascomycota; Dothideomycetes; Botryosphaeriales; Botryosphaeriaceae
Product: APSES transcription factor protein
Exons: 5
Coding region: 1-1212 (403 amino acids)
Biological process (GO): mitotic telomere tethering at nuclear periphery; meiotic attachment of telomere to nuclear envelope
Cellular component (GO): nuclear membrane complex Bqt3-Bqt4
Molecular function (GO): DNA binding
Source: RefSeq, a predicted model, not a curated record